This is a messenger RNA of Oncorhynchus masou masou (cherry salmon), 3889 nucleotides long. RefSeq names its product protein Jade-1-like. NCBI's taxonomy places the organism in Eukaryota, Metazoa, Chordata, Actinopteri, Salmoniformes, Salmonidae. The transcript is spliced from 11 exons. The record is from RefSeq and is a predicted model, not a curated record. The coding region runs from base 451 to 3180 and encodes 909 amino acids. Gene Ontology annotation, cellular component: histone acetyltransferase complex. Gene Ontology annotation, biological process: regulation of transcription by RNA polymerase II.
UAAAGUUCAGCGGGCCAUCGAAUCUGGCAUAAUGUUUCAUAAUAAACACUAAUUAUAUCCACACUCUCUAACGCGUCCAUAUGCAGAGUGGAGGCACAAUACUGGGGUCAAGCGAUACUAUACAUCUCGGCUAAAUUCGUUGAGUGGGAACUUUUAGCAUUAGCUAGGCUAGCUAACGUACGAACGUUACGUGGCUUAAAGCAGAUAGCUACUAGAUAGAUUAGCUAGUUAACUAGCUACCGUGUUUACUAGUUAGGGGGUGCUGCGGCGACAAGCAGCCUCUGCCAAGUCGGCACGUCAGGCAUGCUAUCUUUCAGUGACAAACAUGUUUUCUUAUUUACUUGUUCGUAUAGCUACUCAACUAGCUGCGAAUGCUUGUUUGUUUGACACGUUGUCGCAGGUUGUGUCUGGUCAACAUGAGAUUACACCUUGACCUCGCCAAGACUGACCAUGAAGAGAAGUCGGUAUCCAAGCAGCAGUGAAGAAGACUCUGAUAAUGGAAGUAACUCCACUUCCUGGUCCCAACAUUCUCAACCCAGGAGAGCCAAUUGGAAGAAGCCCUCAGAAGUGUUCAGGACAGACUUCAUCACGGCCAUGAAGCUCCAUGACACGUACCAACUGAACCCUGAGGAUUACUACGUCCUGGCCGACCCCUGGAGACAGGAGUGGGAGAAGGGAGUCCAGGUCCCUGUCAGCCCUCGCACCAUCCCCCAGCCUGUAGCCCGGGGAGUGGCUGAGCGGGGGAUGGAGGUGAUGUUCUUGACGCCUAAGAAGUGGAUCCGUUCGGGGUGUUCAGGGGCGCUGGGGUACGUGGACAUCCAGACCCUGGCUGAGGGGACGUGUCGUUACGACCUCAACGACACUGACGUGGCCUGGCUGGAGCUCAUCAACCAGCAGUUCACUCUGAUGGGCAUGGUGCUGCUGGACGAGAUGACCAUGGAGAGAGUGAUGGAGGAGUUUGAGAGGCGUUGCUAUGACAGAAUGAGCCAUGCCAUGGCAACGGAGGAGGGGCUUGGCAUGGAGUACGACGAGGAUGUUGUGUGUGACAUCUGUCGGUCACCUGACAGCGAGGACAACAACGAGAUGGUUUUCUGUGACAAGUGCAACAUCUGUGUUCACCAGGCGUGUUAUGGGAUUCUGAAGGUGCCAAAGGGAAGCUGGCUGUGUCGGACCUGUGACCUCGGCAUCUCGCCAAAAUGCCAACUCUGCCCCAAGAAGGGCGGGGCCAUGAAACCCACUCGCAGCGGAACAAAGUGGGUUCACGUCAGCUGUGCCCUGUGGAUCCCCGAGGUGAGCAUUGGGAACCCAGAGAAGAUGGAGCCGAUCACCAACAUGUCCCACAUCCCUAGUAACAGAUGGGCUCUGACCUGCUGUCUCUGUAAAGACCAGACUGGAGCCUGUAUACAGUGUUCAGCAAAGAGCUGUCGGACAGCGUUCCAUGUGAGCUGUGCCUUACAUAGCAGCCUGGAGAUGAACACCAUCCUGACAGAGCAGGAUGAGGUCAAGUUCAAAUCCUUUUGCCCCAAACACUCUGGUCUGAAGGGAGGACAGGACGGAGAGGGGGAGGAGGGGACCAGAGACAAGAAGUGGCGGAAGAGUGACAGAGUCAGAGGUGAUGAAGUUCCACCCCCCGUCCUAGCCCCCCAGGAGGAGAGCAGGGUGAACCAGCAGGCGGUGAACCUGCGCCAGAUCAAACUGCAGCAGCUGGAGGAGCAGUUCUACCAGUUUGUUGACGUUAAGGAGGUAGCCAAUCACCUGCAGUUGCCCCAGGAAACAGUAGACUUCCUGUAUCAGUACUGGAAGCUGAAGCGCCGAGCCAAUCACAGCCAGCCGUUGCUCACCCCCCAGAAGGAGGAGGAGGAGAGUCUGGCUAGGAGAGAGCAUGAUGUCCUCCUCCACCGCCUACAGCUGUUCACUCACCUUCGCCAGGAUCUGGAGAGGGCGCGUAACCUGACCUACAUGGUGACGCGGAGGGAGAAGAUAAAGAGGACUCUGUGGAGGAUCCAGGAACAGAUCUUCACUCAUCAGGCCGAGCUGCUGGACCAUGAGAUCAUCAACGGGUGUCUGAACGACAGCGUGCGUCUCAGUGUGGUGUCGGCCCCAGUGGCGGUGUUGGGGUACAGUGGCCUGAAGACCCAGAGGAGAGACCGAGGGAGGGGAGGGCACCGGAGAGGAGGACUACAUCUACUACACAGUCUGACUGAGGGGGGUAGACACAUCAGAGGACAGACAGACAACUCCAGCAAACUGAAGACAGAAAGUAGCAGACCCAGAAUAGAGGGUAGGAGGAGCCUGAGGAAGGAGGCCCCAGAACCUGAGCAGCAGCAGAAGAGCAGCAGCAGGAGGAGAGAGGAGGACCAGGGAAGGGUGGAGAGGAGGAGGAGAGGAGAGAAGGAACAGGGAAUGGAGGAGAGGACAGGAGAGGAGGACCAUGGAACAGAGAGGAGGAAAGGAGAGGAAAGCUCUCAAAAUAAAGCCAAAACCAGACUGGGGUCAAAGGCUAGUGAGAAACCAGCCAGUAGGGUCAGUGAUAUGACUGAUGCUAAGCCAGCCAAUAGAAUGAGUGAAGCGAGGGUUAGGUUAACUAGGAUCAAGGUUCAUCAUGUGACUGAGGCUAGGGUCAGGUUAACGAGGGUUAGGGUUACUGAUCAUGUGACUGAAAUGAAGGAGAGGAAGGUGAGGCUGAGCGGAACAGACAGCCAAUCUGAUCCCAGAGACACCAAUGUAUCCAUGACAACCAAACACAACAGUUGGCUGGCCAGUGGGCCUGGUGGCAGCCAUCUUAAGAACUGGGGUAAAUUCAGAAUCCCGAAGAGGAGCGAGAGGCCAAAGGAGGAGUCAUCAAACCCCAACCCCCCACAGCACAGACCUCCUAACCUCAACCCCCCACAGCGCAGACCUCCUAACCCCAACCCCCCACAGCGCAGACCUCCUAACCCCAACCCCCCACAGCGCAGACCUCCUAACCCCAACCACCCACAGCGCAGGCCACUGCACAGUGAGCCAUCGUACCCCAGGAGACGACUCCGUACAGAGAGCGAUGGGUACUCCUCUGCCAACCAUGAAACUCUGCCCAGUGGGCUGGACAUGAAGGCAUGUCUGAAGAGAUGCCAUGCCCACCAGCUGAGGGGUGGGGCCUAUGGCUCUGACAUCAUCCACCAAGGGGUUCUAGCCUCCUGAUGAGAUGCACCAUGUUUAUAGAAAAUGAAGCUUGCCCAAGGUUGCUUUUUAUAAUCAAAUUUACAGAACUGAUAUUUAUUAUCAUUUGUAAGGUUGUAUAUAUUUUCAAUUCUGUUAUCAAUAAAAAGUUAAGAUUAUUUUUCAGUGAAUGUAUUAUAACAAUUAACUCUAGACAUGCUCAUAGCCUCAACAAAAUCACACCUGACAACUUUUUUGUUGAAGCAUAAGCCAUGUAUUUAAUAGUUUAUUUAGUAGUUUGGAAAUCACAUUAUAGCACUUGCAAUCAAAGAAUGGUCAAGCAUUAAUGAUUAGUAGAAAAUGAAUGGAAAUUUAACCUGAAACCAUACAAUGAGUCAGAAUAUUUCUAGAAACCCUUGAACCAACAGGGACUGAUGCUGUGGAGGUGUUUGGGUAUUGAACUAGACAUUGUCAGGAAGGUUAGUGUUUAAGCGAUCGCUGAAGUGUUAGAUGGUGGGAUGGACGUUUAAAGGUCAUUUCUGAUUGAAUGGACAAAUGCUGCCUCCACUAACACAGGAACACUGACCUUCAGCGAUACGGUUUGAAUAGACAGGCCCUGCUCAUGGGGUUCUAAGGCAAAACGGCCCAGAGCUUAAGACUGAAACCACUUCCUUGUCUGUGACGAUCUUUAUUAUUAAGUGUUUGCACUAAGACAGGAUGGCUGGGCUUGGAAUAAAUUAUUUUUACACCA